CAAAUUCUGAAACUUUACAAGGGAGAUAAAAGAACUAGUGCUAAUGCGGAACUCAGCCACCCACUGUGACAGUCUGACUGAGGAACAGAGUCAGAGUCUUUAGGGACAGACCUGGAGUCCGUGUACAUAUUUGCACAGUGUAUUUGUGUAUGAGAGACUGUGUUUGUGUGUUUCAACAAAGUUUUUGACCUUUGAUUGGUUCAGAACAAAUAUGGCGUUUGUCAGGACAGAAAUGAAGCAGCUCUUCUUCCUACGACUCCUCAUCGCUUCCCUCCCAGCAUGCACUGGGCUUCCUGGAGGAGUGUUUGUGAGCAGACCUGAGGCCAGUGUCUUCUUGCAUCGUAGUCGCCGGGCGAACUCUCUGUUUGAGGAGCUGUGGCAUGGCAAUGUGGAGAGAGAGUGUGUGGAGGAGAAAUGUUCCUACGAGGAGGCUAAGGAGAUCUUUGCCCUGCCACAACAGCUGGAGGAAUUCUGGACGAGGCACACAGCAGUGGAUCAGUGCCUGUCAUCUCCCUGUAAGAACAGAGCAACGUGCACUAGCAACCCCAACACCUACGUCUGCAAAUGUCCACCUGGUUUCGUUGGACGCAACUGUGACAAAGUUCUUUCAACCUCCAAUGGUUGCCGCUACAAAAAUGGGGGGUGUGAACAUUUCUGCAGAGAGUUUCCGGAUCGGUCUUAUAUCUGUUUCUGUGCUCCAGGAUACAGGCUGGACCAGGACGACAACAGCACCUGCCUUCCUGAAGAUGAUGUUCCCUGUGGAAGACCUCUUUUGCAUUUUACCCCAAGGGUUGUUAAUGGGAAAACCUGCCCCAAAGGACACUGUCCAUGGCAGGCUCUGCUGACUGAACAUGACGUCUACACCUGCGGAGCCAUCAUCCUGUCCGAUCAGUGGGCUUUAACGGCAGCUCACUGCAUCUGGAGAAAACCUACCGCCAUCUUCCACAUCAUUGUCGGUGAACAUGACCGAGAGGAGAAUGAGGCGACUGAGCAGAGGCGACGAGUGGUCAGACACGUGAUCCACCACAAUUAUAACCAGUCCAGUUCCGACAGCGACCUGGCCAUGCUGAAGCUCUACCGCCCAGUCAAACUGGGACCCUACGUGGUACCCAUUUGCCUUCCUGCCUGGAACAGUACCUUCAGCCAGACACUGGCAAACGUCCGCUUCUCCACUGUAUCUGGUUGGGGUCGCCUGGCCCAGUCUGGCCCUCCUGCCAGAUUCCUCCAGUGCCUCGUGCUACCAAUGGUCCGUCUGCAGGAGUGUCGCAAGCACACCCAGCUCAACAUCACCAGGAACAUGCUGUGCGCUGGGCUGAGACAAGGCGGGCAGGAUGCCUGCGAGGGUGACAGCGGCGGUCCUCUGGUGACGCGCUACAAGAAAACCUGGUUCCUGACAGGUGUGGUGAGCUGGGGGAAGGGGUGUGCCAAUGAAAAUAUGUACGGUGUCUACACCCGAGUCAGCAGCUACCUGGGCUGGAUUGAGGACAUCAUGUCCACCAGCUGAACCUAAUGCACAGAUGCAAGCAGAUGUGAUGGUGUUUAAUUAAUUUGCUGAGUAUUUUCUCAUAUAAUUUGCUCUGUAGUUAUGACAAAUAGUGAAGCAUCACAUCAGAUCCUCCAACUAUCUGAAACCAAAACAUAUUCAAUCUACUGUCAUAAUAACAAAGACAAGCUGUAAACCUACACAUUUAAGUCAAUCUAUAAUUGAAUGUCAAAAACGUAACUGGUUUCUAAACUGUCAACAUUGUUAUCAGUUAAUUUUCUGUCAGUUUGCUUGUACAGUAGAUGCAUUAGCUUCUCAUUUCAGCUCUGAAGAUAACAUUAGAAACAUAUAGUUUAGAUACCACUGCAGUAUUUAAGUAUCCAAUUUCACCAGGGUCUAACAUCAUUAUCACUAUACUGAAUAAUGAUCAUAAACAAGAAGUGUUUAUGAGCUGCGUUUACCACACAGUUGAUGUUGAGUUUUUAUUCUGUAUCUUGUGAAAUUUAAAAUGUACAGGUUCAUUGUCAAAGUGUUUUUGGCUCAACCUACACUUUAUUAUACACAGAGAAAUGUUGAUUGUUUCAGGUACUGCAAAACAAUGUGUGUCAGAA
Monopterus albus (swamp eel) is the source of this 2094-nucleotide messenger RNA. RefSeq names its product coagulation factor VII, like (gene f7l). Bases 212 to 1504 code for a protein of 430 amino acids. The record is from RefSeq and is a predicted model, not a curated record. Lineage: Eukaryota; Metazoa; Chordata; Actinopteri; Synbranchiformes; Synbranchidae. Gene Ontology annotation, cellular component: extracellular region. Gene Ontology annotation, biological process: proteolysis; blood coagulation. Gene Ontology annotation, molecular function: calcium ion binding; serine-type endopeptidase activity. The transcript is spliced from 8 exons.